AGGCGUGGCAACUGUGAAAUGGGCGUGGCCUUCGCGUGCUAUAAAAGGCGGCGCCCCCUUCUCACCCCCCUGCUUCUGUCACGAGCAACGAGCGUCGAUGGACCCCCCAUCCCUCCCCCGCGACCUGGAGCUGUCGGCGCUGGAGGCCGAGAAGGAGCCGAUGGCGGCGGCCGAGGCCGAAGAUUCGGGGACCCCCCCCCGGGAAUCCCCCCGGGAAUCCCCCCACCGCCCCCACCCCCACCGGGACCCCAUCCCACCCCCCCAGCUCCUGGGGGGAGGAGGGGGAGGGGAGAAGAACGGGCUGGUGGUGAAGAUCCCCCCCGAGGAGGACGAAGGCGACGAGGCCUCAGCGCUGGGAGGAGGAGGAGGAGGAGGGGGUGUCGUGCCCGGGGGGGCUUCGGGGAGCCCCAAAUUCACGGGGCUGGGCAAGGAGGAGCUGCUGAGGGAGGCCGGGACCCCCCCCUGGGCCCGUGCCCGCCGGGUGCUGCUGGUGCUGUUCUGGGGGGGCUGGCUGGGAAUGCUGGGGGCGGCCGCUGCCAUCGUGGCCCAGGCCCCCCGCUGCCAACCCCUGCCCCCCAAAACCUGGUGGGAGCUGGGGGCGCUUUACAGGGCCCCCCCAAAGGCCUUCGGGGGAGACCUCAAAGGUGUGGGUGAACACCUGGCACACCUGGCGGAGCUGCAGGUGGGGGGGCUGGUGCUGGGCCCCCUGUACCCCCCCAAGCCGGAGGACCCCGAAAAUCCCGGGAAAACCCAAUUCCCAGACCUGGGGGACCUGGACCCCGAGCUGGGCACCGACGAGGACUUCGAGAAGCUGCUGAAAGCUGCCAAGAAAAAAAAGAUUCAGGUGCUCGUGGACCUGACCCCCAACCCCGGGGGGGAUCCCGUCUGGGGGGGCUGGGCCUCGGACCCCGUCGUGCACCAGAGGGUCAAGGACGCGCUGACCCUGUGGCUGGAACGAGGAGUCUCCGGAAUCUUCCUGGAUGGGAUCGAUGAGCUGGAGGCGUCAGUGGUGGCCAAGUGGAGGAACCUGACGGAGGAGUCGGGACCAGGAGGAGCCUCCAGGGUGCUGGUGGGGGGCACCCGCCUGCGGGACCCUCAGGAGGCCCUGAACAAGACGGGGGGGCUGGGGCUGCUCGUGGGGCCCUUCCUGAAGGUGGUGGAGACCGACGCGCCCGGGGAGGGAAUGGCCAGGGAGCUGCGGGAGCUGCUCAGGUCCCAAACCGGGCUGGGCUGGACUAUGGGGACCCCCUGGGAGGCCUGGGGGAGCCCCCUGAGGACCCCCCAACUGCUGCUGCUGGUCUGGGGGCUCCCCGGGACCCCCGUGCUGAGCUACGGCGACGAGGUGGGGCUGGCCCGGCCCCCCGGCAGCAAGCCGCCCCCGAUGCCCUGGGAGCGAAUCCAGAAACUCCAGGAAAGCAAGAACGGCUCCGAGUGGCAGGUUCUGGAGCUGUGCCGGGCCCUGGGCGGGCUGCGGGCGGGGGAGCGGUCGCUGUCGCUGGGCGGGGCCGAGGUGUUGCCGGCGGGCGGGGCCGUGGCCGUCCUGCGCCGCUGGGACCAGAACGACCGGUUCCUGCUGGUGCUCAACCCCCGCGGGGACCCCCUGGGCCGGGUCAGCCUCCCCCAGGCCCUGCUGCCCCCCAGGGCCACCCUGCGCCUCAGCACCCACCGCAGCGGCCCCCAGAGCUCCGAGGUGGAGCUGGGGCAGCUGCAGCUGCAGCCCUACGAGGGGGUCCUGCUCAGCUUCCCCUACGACGCGUAGGGGACCCUCCCUUGGCACCCCAAAAAUGCCUCACACGCUCCCCCCCCACACACCCAGCAGCACAAAACUGCCUUGCUGACCCCACCCCACCCCCCCCCCAGCACCCCAAAAGGGCCUCGACACCCCCCCAUCCCCAGCACC
Molecule: messenger RNA, 1900 nt
Organism: Chiroxiphia lanceolata (lance-tailed manakin)
Lineage: Eukaryota; Metazoa; Chordata; Aves; Passeriformes; Pipridae
Gene: SLC3A2
Product: solute carrier family 3 member 2
Exons: 10
Coding region: 98-1759 (553 amino acids)
Biological process (GO): amino acid transport; carbohydrate metabolic process
Source: RefSeq, a predicted model, not a curated record